This is a messenger RNA of Lodderomyces margitis, 615 nucleotides long. RefSeq names its product Tsr2p (gene TSR2). Gene Ontology annotation, cellular component: nucleus. Gene Ontology annotation, biological process: maturation of SSU-rRNA from tricistronic rRNA transcript (SSU-rRNA, 5.8S rRNA, LSU-rRNA). Lineage: Eukaryota; Fungi; Ascomycota; Pichiomycetes; Serinales; Debaryomycetaceae. The transcript has a single exon. The coding region runs from base 1 to 615 and encodes 204 amino acids. The record is from RefSeq and is a predicted model, not a curated record.
AUGACAACAUCUAUAGACCCCACAGACUAUGUCGAAGUUGAGAAUGGAAACUUAUCUUUCCCCAUUGAGGCUCAACAGGCCAAAUUUGAACUAGGUGUGUGUAUGGCGGUGUAUAAAUGGGAAGAGUUAGCAACUGCUGUGGAAAACUCGUGGGGUGGACCAAAGUCAGCAGAGAAAAGAGACUGGAUAAGCGGUAUAGUCAUUGACUUGUUUAAGGAAUCAAGUGUGGUGGAUAUCCAGUUGAUUGAGGAGACUUUGUUGUACGCAAUGGUAGAUGAGUUUGACGUGCAAGUUGAUAACGAUUCGGCUUUGGAGAUUGCUGCCCUAGUGAUGAAGUUUUAUAAACAAGUUCAAGAACAUAAAUAUGAUCAAGUUGAUGCUCUAUAUGCAAAGUGGCAGGAAAAGAGGAGUACGCAUGGAGAGAAUAGACACGUGCACAUAGACGAAGAUCCAAAUAAUCCUGACGUUUCAGAUGAUGAUGAUGAUGAAGAGGAGGAUGAGGAUGAUGAUAUGGAGAUAGAUGGUAAUAAUGAUGGCAAACAGGAACAUAAGGAGGAGCCAAUUGUUGAUGACGAUGGGUUUCAGUUGGUACAAAAAAAAGGUAGAAGGAGGUAA